Porites lobata is the source of this 4850-nucleotide messenger RNA. The record is from the annotation of a GenBank genome assembly. NCBI's taxonomy places the organism in Eukaryota, Metazoa, Cnidaria, Anthozoa, Scleractinia, Poritidae.
AUGGCGGCUCAUGUGGAAGAAGAGCCUGAUUUACCUGAAGAAGUUACUGAAUCUCUUGAGACUUUUCACGAAGCUUUGGGUAAAGUUGAAGAUGUUUUCAAGCCUCUUCUAGAGACCUCAGUUGAUGACCUAAAGGAAAAGGUUUGAAGUUCCCUUUAUAAAAAAACAUAUAGCGUACAUGAAACCCUCAACUUGAUUUUGAUAAGCGGAAACUUUACGUUGUAUAGCUUUCAUUUUAAUAUCGUAUCUUGACAUUUUUUAAACGUUAAAUUAAAUUUUUGGUCACCUACGCUCUUAACUAAUCCUGAAACUUCAAAACUUCAAGGAAAACAAGGAAACGGUUUCUUUUGAUCACGAGACCAGGCUCUGAUCGCAUAUUCGUUCAACACUCUUAUUAAAAUUAAUGUUGUCUUUAGCUGCGUUGUAUGAAGUGAAGAAAUCAACUCAAAAGAACGUUAAAGGUAAAACAAAAUACGAAGCUGGUGAGGGUUAUUCUCAGAAAAACAGAGAGAUCGACACCCUGCAAUUUGUAGUCACAUGUACAAAAGUAUUCUUAAAAGUUCUUACAAGGUUUAUGACUCUUUUAUGUUUGUGGCACAUAAAACACGUCAGAGCCGAAAGUUGAAUUGAUUAAAGCGGGAACAGCCUGCAAAAACAGCCAUCUCUCCUCUCUCCUCGCCGCUAGGGAUGUUUCACCAGGAGAGCCACGUCUGUGCCUCAGCAACAGAAAUUCCAACUGAUGAGAUAUAGGGCGCUUUCCAUUUACGAAAAAACCCGGAAAUUUCGGUGGUAGCAAAAGUGGAAUUUCCGAUUGGUAAAAAGUUGUUCCAUUUGGUCCCCGCUGGCGGGUGCCCGAGGGACCUGUUUCACCAGGAGAGGACCACCUUUUAGAUUUUCCACUUUUUCUGUUUUCCUCAACCGACGAAAACGUGUUCCAUUUACCACCAACAGAAAUUCCAAACUGAUAAAUGGAAAGCGCCCAUAAUCUGUGUGAAAACUGGUUGGGAGCUCUGAUUGGUCGACAAAGUAGUUAUAUUGUUUUAAUUAUUGUUUGCGAUUGACAGACAAAAGACAAACAGUCAUAAUGGUACAAUGUAAAUGCAAUGAAUCUAUGACAAAACGGUCAAUUUUCGUGGGAUAUAUUUUUCUUUAGCAGAAACAUUUGAGCUUUUCUGGAGCUCAUUUGUUGAAGGAAAAAAAGAAACAAAAAAAGAGGAAAAAAACUUUACCAUUAGAUUAUCAACCAGGAGAAUAUAUUUGAACAAACUGACAUUUGGAACCCCAUGACUACCAGAUUUAUUAUGUAAACAUCAAUAUGGAGUUUCUGUCACUGAGCUGUAAACGUCUCUCCUGGUGAAAUGUCUCUAGCGGGGAGCAAGGACAGAUGGCUGUUUUCACAGGCUCAGAUGAGGAUAGCCUAACUGAUAUCUUCAAUCUUAUAACAGUCAAGUCAGUGUUAAAUUUAGUGAACCUUCAUUGGGCUUCCAAAACUACAGAAUACAGGGUCUUAUUUGUUGGUUCUUUUUCAUUUUUGAUAACACUUGGAGAACAAGUCCUAUUUUAACUUUUUAUGUUCUUUUUUAGAUGAAUCCACUGGAAAGUGCAAAACUUGACCUAGUAGUUGCUUAUGCUAUUAACUCAAUGUUCUGGAGUAAGUUUUUUUUGAAACUACUUUUCCAGCUUCUUAACAAAAGCCUUCCUUUACUUACACAGUUAAAGAAAAAAACUGCCUUUAGCCAAAAAGAAAAUAGUAUAAAUGUGGGAUAAUACUACCAAAAAGGUUUAGUUGAGCAGGAUUAACAAAACUUCCAAAGUUUCAAAAGUCAUAACUACAUGUGUACAAGGAAAAGCUGAUAAGCUGGAAUCAUGAGUUUUUUAUAUACUGUAAACUACUACUUAUAAGCUCCCCCAGUUAUAGGCAUAUCUGCCUGUAAACAAAAAAAAGGCAUCCGAUCAUAACCCCCCACCUCCCCUUCGUAGAUAAAAGCACCCCUCCAAAUGUAUAUAAAUGAAUUUGAUUUAUUAUUAUCUUAGUUAUAAGCCCCCUUGGAUUCAAGCCUCUCCAUAGGCAAGUCCUGAUCCUAAAACCCCUUAUGAAGAUGUACAAUGUGUAAGCCCAGUACUUAUAAGCGGUAGUUUACAGUAUCCCAUGAAAUUGAAUUCUAUGGAGUGUUGUGUAGAAUUUUUCAUUGUGAAAAUAAUAUAUGUGUGACUCUCUUUUUGUAGUGUAUCUUACCACUCAAGGUGUAAACCCACGUGAGCAUCCUGUGAAAUCUGAACUGGUAAAGUCAUUUGCCUGGAAUACACAGAGCUGCAUGUAGUACCAUUAUAUCAUUAUUUAUUAUAACAAAUAAAGAAGCCUCAACUGUGCUCUGUUCUGUUCUAAAGCAGGCAGAAAGAAAGAUGUGUAUCACAUUCCUUUUUAGAAUGGACCAAAUGUCAUGAUGUGAUUGUUUUUUGAAUGGCUAAGAAAGAUGAUUAUGAGUUCAGACCAUACAAAAUAGGUGCGGGGCAGCAAAGUUUUAGUUUUAAAAAAUUUUAAAUAAUGGAGAAUAUUGGUACAAUAUCACUGGAAAAAGGUGCUGGAGCACACAACUCAUGAUUCCUUACUAAUCCUCACAAUAAGACUAUAUUUUUUUAACACUAUUUUUUCUCAUGCUCUUUUCAUCCCUUUGUAUUGUAGUAUUGUUUAAGCUGUAUCCUGUAGGUUGUGCACAUCGGCAGGUUUUGAAGGUCAUAGAAGUUCUUUAACUUGUUUGCUGCCAUUUGUUGUCAUUGUAGGACAGGAUAAAGAAGUACAUGGGGAAAGUAAAAGAAGCAACAGAAAAGAAAGAAGGUCAGUAUCUCCUCUGAUCCCUUAGAAAAACUAGCAAUUUAUCUGGAAUCUACUUAAAUUGAAUAAACAAUAAGUGUAAAACUAGAACUUCCUGCUUUACAAGGACGACAUUGUGUAAUUAAAACCCCCCUAACUCUGGGGACUGUGGCAACAAAUACUUGAUUCGAAAUUUGUCAGUGAUGAUGCCUGUCUUAAAUGAUCCCCUAAACUGUUUAACAACACCACUCCACUAUAGCUGAAACUCUUUUUGAAGGUUUCAUUGCAGGAAAGUGGUACUGCUAGCGUGUUUACCAUAUUUCUUAUGUUACAAGGCUUAAGUCCAUACGAUUAAUAAAUUUUGAGCUCAAAUUGUCAAGAGUUUCAUUCUUAUAAAAAGUCUUAUACAUAAGAAUAAAUAAAUCAAACUUAUGUGGCAGCUCAAGUUUAUGCCAAUUAAGUGACUGAAAGAGCUCAUCCAGGCAAGCAUUGUAAUUUGAUGUUGUGAUUAUACAAGCAGCGCAGUUCUGUAGUUUCUGCAGCUUCUGGGAGAGGCCCUUAUUACAAUUUCCCCAAACUGUAACUGAAGUGAGGCUCUACAUGUACAAGAGCAUGAUAAAAUAGUCACGAGGGACAAAGUUUCUGACGUGCUUAAUUGCACUGAUGCCUGAAGCAACCUUAAGUUUUUAGAAAUCAUCUGAAUAUCGUCAUCCCAAUUCAGGUUCUGGUCAAUUUUUUUCCCAGCCACUGGGAUAAUUGAUAUCAGGCUAUAAUUGGUCAUAUCUGAACGUUUUCCUUCAUUCUUGUAGAGUGGAGUAACUCUUGGGCUUUCCACUCAUCUGCAAAUAUUUUCUUUUUAAUUGACAAAUUGAAUAGACACGACAAUGAUUCAGAAAUCAAAUCACGACACUCUCUCAGAAGCUUGCCAGAAAUAUUGUCAAGACCUGUCGCUUUCGAUUUACAAAGUUUAGAUGUACUGUUUUGUUUACAGGUAGGGGGAGCUUAUAAGUGGCAGUUUGAGGGUUGAUUGAAGAGAGGGAAGAAUUAUUAUUAUUAUUAUUUUCAAUCUGUUUUGUCAUAGCAUCUCUAAGGAUCGAUAAGGGUGCUGCUAAGAGAUUUGUGAAGAGUGCAUUGUGGAAUCCAUCAGGUAUCUUAGAAAGUAACUUGUUAUAGUGACACCUACGUUUUGUGCAUACAUGUGUUGUACUUAAAGUAGAACAAUGUCUACAGUGACAGAUAGCUCUUGUUCCUGCAUGGAAACCAUAUCAGAUAGGGCUUUUAUGCACAGUGGUUUCUGUAUCGAAGCAGAAUUCGCGGCUCCUAUCUUGAAAGUGGAUCAUCACUAACUGCUACCCUUCGCGGCAGUAUGAACAGGUGUUCAUGUAUGUAGACAAAUUAUUAAACUAUCCAGUAUAGCAGAAACAGUAACCAGAUGUCAUAUGUCUGCAGUUCGACUUAACAAACAGUUUUUACUUAACUACUGCAGUUUGGAAAUACGUGUGGACAGCGUUAAGUCUGACUUUUCAUUCAAAGUCUACUGGCUUCAGUUUGACCAAGCCAGGUCCCUAAAAAAUAUGCAAAUUAGCAACUGAAUGCCAUAACUGUUGCAUCCACAACUGAGAUGAUCUUCUGUUAUUUAAUUGCUUUGACUACCUUGUACACGUAAGUUGUUGUGUUUUAUUGCAGGCAAGAAGAGGAGCCCGCAAUCCUAAUCUCCAGGUUGUUAUUAUGCAUGCGUCGCAUGUAUGUAACCAGCAUUCGUUUAGAUUUCCACUAAGUAUGAGUGGAAUGCACAAAAUGCAAUUUGAUCCCUCACGUUUCGACUUCCUACCCCUCAUCAUCUGAUCACGUGCGUUUUGAUCAACUGUCACGUGAAACUAACGCAAAGCACAGCCUUGGAGCAAAAGCGUUUGGACCUCUGAUUGUUGUUGCCUGCACUCCCUAACCUUUGGUUAUUACCUAGUUUAGAAAUUAUUUUGUUUGGCUUACAGAUAAAAAGGAUUCUUCACAAGAUGGAGGAGAAACUUCAAGCAAAGAA